AUGUUCUUUUUAUUAUGUCUUUUUAUUGCUCGUGCUAUCAAUGAGAUCGUGUCACAAAAGAAUACACCAUCUAGAUCACCUUCUGCAGCACCAACAGCAUUUAAUGCAAAAGAUGGAGGUUGGAUCGCAAUUACAGUUAUAUUAGGCGUUAUUCUCUUACUUAUUAUUGGCAUUUUAGUUUACAUCACCGUUCUUCUUUGUUUAGAUAAGAAACAGCAACAACCUCUUGUUACGGAAUAA
This is a messenger RNA of Trichomonas vaginalis G3, 240 nucleotides long. RefSeq lists its product as uncharacterized. The record is from RefSeq and is a predicted model, not a curated record. The transcript has a single exon. Bases 1 to 240 code for a protein of 79 amino acids. NCBI's taxonomy places the organism in Eukaryota, Parabasalia, Trichomonadida, Trichomonadidae.